Molecule: messenger RNA, 1247 nt
Organism: Cicer arietinum (chickpea)
Lineage: Eukaryota; Viridiplantae; Streptophyta; Magnoliopsida; Fabales; Fabaceae
Product: 26S proteasome non-ATPase regulatory subunit 8 homolog A-like
Biological process (GO): proteasome-mediated ubiquitin-dependent protein catabolic process
Cellular component (GO): proteasome regulatory particle, lid subcomplex; nucleus; proteasome regulatory particle
Source: RefSeq, a predicted model, not a curated record
AAUUUGAUACGAAAGUAAAAGGGAAACAGCGUCUUUCAUUAUUGUCGUUCUUUCUGUGAAAGUUGUCGUUCAAAGCAAUCAACUUCUGAAAUUGCAAUUGAAAAAAGAAACAAAAAAAUCAAAAGAUGGAUCCAAAAUUAACCGAAGUAUCUCAGCUCUUCGAUCGGUUUAAGGCUGCGUUUCUCAGAAACGACUUUGAUUCAUCUUCUAAUCUUCUUUCUCAGCUAAAGGUGUUACUAACAGGGUUUAGAAGCCUUCCGCCCUUGUUUGCAGAUACACCUAAUGCAGUUCAGGAGUUAACAAUAGCAAGGGAUAUAUACGAGCAUGCCGUUGUCCUUAGUGUAAAAAUCGAGGAUCAAGAUGCCUUUGAAAGGGAUUUCUUCCAGUUGAAACCGUAUUAUACAGAUGCCCGUAAUCGUCUUCCACAAUCUCCUCAGGAGUACCCAAUACUUGGUCUCAACCUGUUGAGACUACUUGUGCAGAAUAGAAUUGCUGAAUUCCAUACUGAGUUGGAAUUACUUUCAUCCACUGCUCUAGAGAAUCCUUGUAUUAAGCAUGCUGUGGAGUUGGAGCAAUCUUUUAUGGAAGGGGCUUACAAUCGUGUUUUGACUGCUCGACAGACUGUGCCACAUGAUACAUAUGUUUAUUUCAUGGAUCUUUUGGCAAAGACCAUCAGAGAUGAGAUAGCAGGAUGCAGUGAGAAGGCAUACGACUAUCUUUCAAUUAAUGAUGCUAAGCAAAUGCUGCUAUUCUCUUCAGAUCAGGAACUCUUGGAAUAUAUUAAAGAGGAGCACCCUGAGUGGGAAGUUAAGAACAAUUCUGUCUUUUUUCAAAAGGCAAAAGAUUCUGCACCUUGCAAAGAAAUACCCUCCCUGCAACUCAUCAACCAAACACUUAGUUAUGCUAGGGAGUUGGAGAGGAUUGUCUGAAAAGAAAUGCACAGGAUGGUUUAUGUGUUUUCCCAAAUUGCUGAUAUUGUCGUUUGAAAUUGUUUACUUCUGAUUCAAUGUUUAACUAUAAGAUGAUUUGUAUUCGUAUUUUGGUCAUCUAGGCGGGCUGUAUUGUUUCUUGGAGUACCCUCUUCUUUCUUCUUUACUGUGCUAAAAAUCAUUCUAUACUUAUGUCUGACUUCUAUAUCCCGAGAAUUAGAUACUGGAUGAGAAUGUAGUCUGAAUUCAAACCCAUUGGAAGGUUCAUAUUCAAAUCAUGGUGAUAUGAAUUUAUUGGAGCCUUGAAUUCUUUGAUCA